AUAUAAAGCACUUGGAGCAGCAGUUCUCCUCUCGUGAGCUAUCCCCGCUGUAUCUUUUUCUGUGCUGGGUCUUCCCCGUCAUCCGGCAGAGAGGAAGCUCGCAGUGCUUCUGCUGUAGAGGACGGAGGGUGAGUCGUCGCUGGCAGACGAGGACAGGCUGGUCCAAUUUUCGUUCUCCACCCCCCCCCUACUGGUCUUUGAGUCUUCUGUCCAUAAAAGUGACAAGGGAUCUGUCUGCAAUCUUGUGGAUUUUACCUCCAUAGGAGUGAUACCAGGGAAGGAGAGGGAAACCCGGGUGGAAAGGCCCCCGGAGUCUGCUCUCCGGUGCUUCCCCCCCACUCCCCACCCUCUUCCCCUCCUGGAUGACCUAUGCUCCUCUAGUUGGUGCCCCCACAACCAUGAACAAGAUGAAGAACUUUAAGAGGCGUUUCUCCCUUUCUGUUCCUCGCACUGAGACCAUUGAGGAGAACGAGUUCACAGAGCAGAUAAACCAGCUCAACAUUCGUCACACUGAGGGCCUGACUCCAGGAAGGCUUGGUCUUCCAUCUCAGGAUGCCAGUCCAUUGAGUCCCGAACCAAUGACACCGGAAGCCCAGUCUCCUUCACAGCCAGACCUCCAUGACAACGCCGAGCGCAGACGGUUCUCCGUAGAGGGCGUCAGUAAACGCAUGUCUCUUCCCAUGGACAUCCGCCUGCCUCCGGAGUUUCUCAAGAAGUUGCAGCUGGAGAGUGAGAACCCAGCGCUCUGCAAACCCAUCAGCCGCAUGUCUCGGCGUGCUUCCCUGUCCGACAUAGGCUUUGGGAAACUGGAGACCUACGUGAAGCUCGGCAAACUGGGCGAGGGGACAUAUGCCACAGUGUUCAAAGGGCGAAGCAAGCUAACAGAAAACCUGGUGGCGUUAAAGGAGAUCCGGCUGGAGCACGAGGAGGGAGCACCUUGCACUGCUAUCAGAGAAGUAUCCCUACUGAAGAAUCUGAAACACGCCAACAUCGUCACUCUGCACGACAUCAUCCACACGGACCGCUGCCUCACUCUGGUGUUUGAGUAUCUUGACAGUGACCUGAAACAGUACUUGGACAACUGUGGAAAUCUCAUGAGCAUGCAUAACGUCAAGAUAUUUAUGUUCCAACUUCUGCGGGGUCUGUCCUACUGUCAUAAAAGAAAAAUCCUCCACAGAGACUUAAAGCCUCAGAACCUGCUUAUCAACGACAAGGGAGAGCUGAAACUAGCCGACUUCGGGCUUGCCAGGGCCAAGUCCGUCCCUACCAAGACUUACUCCAAUGAGGUGGUAACUCUAUGGUAUCGACCCCCGGAUGUGUUGCUGGGCUCUACAGAAUACUCCACACCAAUCGACAUGUGGGGUAUGGGCUGUAUCCUGUACGAGAUGGCAACGGGUCGUCCCAUGUUUCCUGGUGCCACAGUGAAGGAGGAGCUACAUUUAGUUUUUAGGCUUCUUGGUACUCCAACAGAAGAUACCUGGCCGGGCAUUAGUAGUAAUGAGGAAUUUAGGUCUUAUCUUUUUCCUCAAUACAGACCUCAAGCUCUCAUCAACCAUGUGCCAAGACUGGACACCGAGGGGAUUGACCUGCUAUCUGCUCUGCUGCUGUAUGACACCAGAAGGAGAAUCACCUCUGAAGAUGCUCUACGGCACUCUUACUUCCUGAGUCUGGGGAAUAAUAUACACAAUUUGGCAGAUACUGCCUCAGUGUUUUCCCUCAGAGAGCUCCAGCUCCAGAAGGACCCAGGCCACCGCAGCUCAGUGUUUCAGCCUCUAGGUCGAGGAAAGAACCGAAGGCAAAGCAUCUUCUAGAGGACUCAGGAGCAUCAGAGCCACGAAGAGACGGGAAGCUGCCUUUCCCAGACCACAGCACAGAGGCCAAGACAGUUCAGCACUGUUCUGCGAGCAUGUUCACCUACGUUACGUCUCAUUUCCAAGGCAGCUGACCAUGAAGACACAAAUGGUUUCUCACUAUAUACUUGUGUUGCAUUAGACUUAGCUGAGAUACACUCUCCCUCCACACACAUAGCCUGCAGUACAUAUUUGCACACAUUUGCACAAUCACCGACAGUGAAUACUUUUCCAUGACUCAGUUGCACACACCAGUGAUUUAUUGAUAGAGACAAACAAAGAUCUCAACCAUAAGGUUCUAAACUAAACCCGUCUUGCAUACACAUGCAUGAAGUGUGUGUAGUUUCCAGCCAGAGCACACCCAGGGCUCUGGCCAUUCAAGGUAGCGACCAUAUCUGGAGCCAUCAUUCAGUCUCAGCUGUAAAGACAAAAGGUUUGUGGUGCAAGUUGAGAUCAGUUCAAAUGUGGUCAGCUUGUUUCCAAAAAGUACUGAGGGUUUACCGUACUAAAGUUUAGGCUUUUUUCCAAACAACCCAAACGCUUGAGAAGGCUGGCAUGUUACGUUUCUCCAAACUAUACUUUUCUAGACCAAAAGAGACGUAACAACUAACGUGACAACCGUAGCAACAGAACUUCCGUAAAGAAUUAACGACCGGCCGAAGCGGCCUUUCAUACAUAUCUUUUCUUAGCAACCGUUACAAUGAUACGCAAGUGUGAGGUCAAAGGUACAUUUUGGUUUCACACAAAAAAUAGUCUAAAAUUACAAUGAUUUUAAUGAAGUAAUAACAAAUUACACUACACCGUUAAUUGCAUUUAUAUCAAUUUUAUUUCCUGACAAUAAAAUCAGAAAGUAUUACUGAAAGUUAUUGAUGUAAAAUCCUGAGGAUUUUCUGUCAUACCAGAAUAACAAAUAAAAAAAAACAUUUUCACAUAUUUAAUGUAAAAAAUAAUAUUAAAUGUUUAAAAAGGACUCAAAGUUACCUUGUGUUUCUUAAACCUCCAAAUUAACAGAAGAAACUUGGCAAUAGUAGCUAGGGCCUUGCAUGCUAACAGGCACUUUCUUGAUAACGAGAGAGUUUGUUAGCUAUAAAUGAGCUGACGGGAGAAUCUAAGGAGCCAAUGAUGCUAAGCCAGCCAAGACCAAUAUGGCAGCAAUGGGCACGUUGGGUCAUCCAGAAGUCUUAGAGUUGCAUAUACACAAGGACUACAAACACUGAAAAAGUAGUGCAUUGUUCAUUUACACAACUUCUACUAACAAAAAAACAGACAUUGAACCUACAAUGAAAUCUGAUAUCCUCAUGGACAUAAUAUGUUGUAAAAUGGAUACAUGUCGAAGGCCUUGCUGCAUUCUUUCAACUCAGUGUGGGGUUGUGUUCCAGUGUUAAGAGCUCACAUUCACUCCAGUUUUUGAAGUUGCCUUAGUAAACUGCAUGAAAUGUUGGCUUUGUGAAGAAUAUAUAUUCAAUCUAGUGUAGCCAAUAAGGCAUUUGCUUUGUGUGUGUAAAUUACUCACAGCGAGUCUAUGUAUUUCUUAGUCUCCUAUUUGCACAAACCAAAAGUGUCCUCUGCUUCCUUCCCUUUGCGUCUUAUAUGGCUUCAUGACAUACCAAAAGCCCUUAACCCUAGAACCAGUAAACUGGGAAAGUAUGUCUAACAAUAACUUUCUGGUAGCAAAUUUCCCUCAGUAGUACUCACCACUACCCCUUACAUCUUGCACAUCUUUGUUGCGAUGGAGCAUCUUUUGGCUCUGUGUCUAUAAUUAGCAGUGCAGAUGUAGAAAGUCUACUUAACUGCAGAAGUAAAACUUUUAAAUCAACCUUCUACAAUGUCCUUCGUAGUCCCCUUAGGUUACGCAUACUGUUUGCCAUAGAAGAUGAAUCGCUCUCCCAACACAAUAGUGAUGGGGCUCUCGGCAAAGUGGCACCAUCCUCUGGCCUUACUCCCUCCCCAUCCGCGUUACAUAAGUGGACAUCCCAAGUCAGUCAGAGGCCAAAUUACUUGCAUUUUAUCUUAACGCAGAAGGUUUGAUUGUGGGAAAUGUUUUAUCACUCGGUUAAUGUAGCAAAACGAUUAGAUGUAGUUUAUAGGAAACAACAAAUACUUUAAUACUUCAGGAUGUAAAACUGUUGCAGUUAGGAUUAUACAACAAAACUACUUGGCUAGGGUUAGAAACGUCUGUUACAUAAAACAUUAAAUAUCUUUCUUAGUAGAUGGAUAGAAAAAAUAUCUGAACAUUUUCUUUCACAGAACAUUACCACCUAAGGUCCCCUGAGUAAAGGUCCUGUGUUUAUUUGACCCAUGCCCCGCCCAUCCCUCGCACCCUAAGCCGAGAAUUCCCCCCUAAUGCUAAGCGAUCGGUUCGAACGUCUCAUGUUUUACUAUGGAGUGGGCUAAACGCCUGUUGCAUUUCAUGUAGACGCUAAAGGGUGGCUUCAUGGUACCAAACAUGCCAAGCCAACUGACCAAGCGGCGGUAUUUGACUCCUUGGAAGUAAGACCAAGCAGCCAAAGUGACCAAAGCAGACUGUUUUACGUUACCCCAGCUUUCACCUGUAUUGUUUGUGCAGCUCAGGGGAGGACAUCAUUGUUUGAUAAAAGGGGCACAAUGGCAGAAAGAUUGUUCUACCUCUGAAAGUAACUAAAGACAGAAUCAUGUUGGGACCAUUCAAACCUCUGAUCACCUGUAAGUGAGUGCAAGCGAAGUUGAAGGCAACAGGGAGAGAAAUUUAGGACAAAACACGCCGAGACCUCAGAUGGAUCUCUAGCUGUGGAUGUUACACUUCCAACCUCCUCCUUCCUUCCCUCAGCGGCAGAAGUAUUACUGUUUGUUUAGUUGUGGUAAAUGAUGCUAUUUUAAGUACUGUAAUGAAAAAUAAAUAAUAUAUAUGUAUUUUAACAGAUGUUUCCAUUUUUCUCAGUGAGUUUUUUGCCGUUAAAAUGAUAGAACACUGUAUUUAAGAUUAAAUAAGGAAGAUGUUUAAAUGUUUUAUAAAAGAUACAAUUUAGAUUUUGUAUGACAUGUGAUAUUUUGCGUGAUUUUGUCUACACUGUUACAAAAUGAGAAAUUUGAUGUAAUGUGACCGCGAACAGGCAUAUAAUUGGUGGAACAAUGGAUUUGCUAAUUAAUAAAUAGACUGUUGAAAUUCUGGCA
This is a messenger RNA of Pungitius pungitius (ninespine stickleback), 5000 nucleotides long. It is a transcript of the gene cdk18, whose product is annotated as cyclin dependent kinase 18. The record is from RefSeq and is a predicted model, not a curated record. NCBI's taxonomy places the organism in Eukaryota, Metazoa, Chordata, Actinopteri, Perciformes, Gasterosteidae. The transcript has 16 exons. Gene Ontology annotation, biological process: protein phosphorylation. Gene Ontology annotation, cellular component: nucleus; cytoplasm. Bases 363 to 1811 code for a protein of 482 amino acids. Gene Ontology annotation, molecular function: ATP binding; cyclin-dependent protein serine/threonine kinase activity.